Messenger RNA from Daphnia carinata, 2358 nucleotides. RefSeq lists its product as uncharacterized. Bases 612 to 2252 code for a protein of 546 amino acids. The transcript has 3 exons. NCBI's taxonomy places the organism in Eukaryota, Metazoa, Arthropoda, Branchiopoda, Diplostraca, Daphniidae. The record is from RefSeq and is a predicted model, not a curated record.
CAAAAUGUUAAUGCCAUUAUGCUUGCCUACAAAGCGAGAUAAUAAUUCAUUAACAAGCUGCGCAAAGUAAAUUCAAACAGUAUUGGUCAUGAAUUAUACACUGAAUGACAAAGUUCCAGUUCCAGUUUAAAAAGAAGUUCCGUAAAUGGUUGCACAUUUACGGAGAAAUUAAAUGGACGCAAACCGAAAUGCGCUGUUUUAUUAUUUUGCCGACAUCGCACGCACGUGCGAUGUGUUGAUUUUAGUGCUGUUUAGAAGCCAACCCGUACCCAACAUUGUGUAUUACUUGCCGCAAUGUGAAAACAAAAAGCUGCGCGGUUCGAUUUUCGUCACUAGGUUGUGAAAGAAUGUUCCCGUGCAACUCUAACUUCUAAAUUUCUUCGGCGUCACAACUGAAGACGUCAGACAGCAAAUGACAACGCAAUCGAGAGAUUUUAAUGGCCUCAGUGACGUCGGAGAUUUUGGGGUGGGAUAUGAAGAAUGGAUAAAACAAUGUAGAGAUUCAGGUGCGUCUUUAAGAAGCAUGGCUGUUCAAUUUGCAUCAUUAGAAAACGCCAAGCAAAGCCACGGUUAAGAUCGAGUUUCAACAGCUGUCUAAUUAUUGACGAAAAAUGUGCCGUUCAACCAAGAGCGUACGGUUGAUGUUUAUCAUUGCUGCUGGCCUUGUAGUGUUUGUUGCGCGUCAUCCAGCUCUCGUUGAGGGCCUUGAAGAGAAAGAAGAGAUCGUGGACGAUUUUGACAGCGGCAUUGUUAACUAUUGGCAAGGCUACGGAAAUGAUAAUUCGUCCACCAUUUGGUGUCUGUCGAUGCAUGGUGAUCCAGCUCCAUUCGAUUUGGAAUCCAUUCGACCACCUAUGGAAGAAAAUGGAGGAGGAUUCAUAGAAGUUGUUCCAUUCUCCGACUCACCAGCUCAAAUCUUUACCCACGUGUUCGAUCUAUUGCCUGGUGCAACUGCAGAAUUGACAUACUGGAACCUCAUUCCUUUAACGGUGUUAGGACGACACACGGUCUUGAUCCUCUACACUGAAUUUGUAGACAAUAUCGAAGAUCAGGUCGAUGCUUUUCAGAGAUCUGUGCAAGUUUUUAGAGCACCAACGCCUACUGAUCCUUCACCUGGCUGGACUACGGUUACUGUGGACCUUCAAAUCAACCAGCCCUCUAAAGUUCAGCUGCGUUUGGAUGGCAACAGAGCUGAGUUGGAUGGCACUGGUCUAGCUAUUAGUAAGAUCGUCAUUAAGAACGGGGAAGAUCGAAGCACAACUUCUACAUCAACGACGACAAUGAUGUCUACAUUACACGACAUUAGUUCGUCAACAAAAGAAAGUCAAACGGAAACCAACAGCACCAGUAUCACAACUAUUACGUCUUUUCCAACUCCAUCGAAAUUUGAUGUGGAAAAAACGACUACAGAAAUUUCAACAACUUCGACAACUUUACUACCAAUGCCAACAAUAUUACCAUCAAUAUCUCCGUCAACUACAACGUCAACAACAUCAUCAACAACAUCUCCGUCAACUACAACGUCAACAUCAUCAUCAACACCUCCGUCAACUACUACGUCAACAACGUCAUCAAUAACAUCACCAUUAAUAACAUCAGCAACUUCAACAACAACCUUACCGUCAAGUACAAUAUAUUUGCCUUCGUCCUCCUCAACAUCAACGUUGAGUUCGAUGGCCGAAACAACAUCUUUGAACAAUGAAAAUACGUCCACUAGCUCCAUUACAUCAGUUGUUUCUACCUCCUCAUCAAGUACAAAGUCACCUACCACCGGCACCAGCUAUUCUGAAUCCACUACAUCCGGAAGCGAAAGUACAACCACCGUUUUCACAUCCCUGAGGUCUUCAACUACCACGAUGCCAUCAAGUAAUACCAAUUCACUGAGCUCGACCAUGUCUACAAUGGAAACUACUCCUUCACCAACUACGGCGCCAUCUGGACUGACGUCAGCACAGUUACGUGGAAUUGCUAUUGGUGUCAGUCUUUCUAUUAUUUUACUUGUUUUAUCCUGCUUGUUAUUUGGUUUCCUCUACCGACGCCAUCGACGCCGUGUCUAUCUUAUUGAGAAGUCACAGCUGGAGGCUGGUACGAUUCGCCAAUUGGAACAACCGGAUUAUAUUCCUUCAAGUCCACACAAAGCUGAUCUUGAUAGCCGUUCAAUUUCUUCAACUACUUCAUCCAAUGCUCCUCUUGUCCCGUCAGAAGUUUCCCCGCCCAUUUCUCCUCUGAGCAUAGCAACUUCUACAAGAUGAACUGAAAUUUCAUUUAAAAGUUUACCAUUUCGAAAAUAUGUAUUAUAUGUCAAUCUCUAAUCCUUUGUUAUUAUACGUGCAAAAUAUAUACCGACAUUAUUAUUAA